Molecule: messenger RNA, 1026 nt
Organism: Jatropha curcas
Lineage: Eukaryota; Viridiplantae; Streptophyta; Magnoliopsida; Malpighiales; Euphorbiaceae
Product: acid phosphatase 1
Molecular function (GO): acid phosphatase activity
Source: RefSeq, a predicted model, not a curated record
AUUUAUGAAUUUCAAAGCAAGAACAUGUCCCAUAUGCCCCACAUUCCCAUGUGACCUCCUUCAUCUUCUUGGAUUUAAAUUCCCAUCUUCAAAAACAAACAUCAUUCUCCUUCUCUCUCUCUGUCUCUCUCGUUUCUGCAAAAAAUGGGAAGAAAGUGUGUGUUCACACUAGCAUUGGCAAGCCUCUUCACUGGGCUAGUGGCAGCUGCAGAUUGGAACAUUUUGAACCUGAAAAGGAGAAACUAUGGGAUUGAAUCUAAUAAUUUGAAGAAUUAUUGUGAGAGUUGGAGAAUUAAUGUUGAAGUAAGCAACAUUAGAGGUUUUGAGGUUGUGCCUCAAGAGUGUAUAGCUUAUAUCAAACACUAUAUGACAUCUUCUCAAUAUGAGGCAGACAUAGAAAGAGCCAUUGAAGAGGUCAAGCUCUAUCUCAGUAGCUGUAGUUGUUGUACUUUGGAAGGUGAUGGUAAAGAUGCUUGGAUUUUUGAUGUUGAUGAUACUCUUUUGUCUACCAUACCUUUCUACAAGAAACAUAAUUUUGGGGGAGAGAAGUUGAAUAAAACAUUAUUGGAAGGUUGGAUGAAAGAAACAAAAGCACCAGCUUUAGAGCAAACCCUAAAGCUCUUCCAUGAGAUGAAAGACACAGGAAUCAAAAUCUUCGUUGUCUCUUCAAGAAGUGAAACCCUAAGAUCUUCUACCGUUGAUAAUCUCAUCAAUGUUGGCUAUCAUGGAUGGUCUAGUCUCUUAUUAAGGGGUCUUGAAGAUGAAACCAUGAAAGUGCAAGAAUACAAAUCCCAAGCAAGAAAGAAAUUGAUGGAUGAAGGGUAUCGCAUUUGGGGAAUCAUAGGAGAUCAAUGGAGUAGUCUUGAAGGUCUACCUUAUGCAAAAAGAACAUUCAAAUUGCCAAAUUCCAUGUAUUAUAUUCCUUAAUAAUUUUUAUUAAAUUAAGUUAUUAAUUUAUGUUAUAUUUAUUGAGUAUCCUCCAACACUAAAUCCAUAUUAAAUAAUAAUUUUUGUGGUUGCUAUUUU